AUGCUCGGCGGACGAAGCGAGUCGCUCGUGAUAGUCAUCGCUGUCAUGCUGGCGGUGUCGCUGGCGACCGUGUGUCUCCGAUGCUUUGUGCGCGUGCGCGUCACGAGGAAAUUCGGGUGUGACGAUGGGCUUAUGGUUCUGGCGAUGGUAUUUAAUCUUGCCUUUGCGAUCUGUGGCAUUGUGGGCGCGACGUUUGGUAUUGGGAGGAGAAGGGCAUACUUCGCGACCCGUCCCGACGACUACCAGCGCGCUCUUCUAUGCUGGUGGCUCGGGCAAAUAUUCUACAUCCUCACAACAACAACAAUGAGGCAGUCCAUCGUCAUCCUGCUCUUCCGCUUCACAUUGCAACGAAUACACAAGAUCGUCCUCUGGAUAGUCUCCAUCUUGUCGCUUGCCGUGGGAAUCAUAUUCCUCUUCUUCACCAUCUUCCAAUGUAGUCCGGUCGACUACUACUGGAAGCGGCUGACCGCUCGAGGGAGCUGUAUCGAUAUCGAUGUAUUGAUAGACAUCGUCUACUUCUACAGCGCUGUCGCUGCAGCGUGCGAUCUGACGAUAGGUCUCUUGCCGGCAUUCCUGAUCCGGCGGUUGAGGGCAAGCCUAGGAACAAAGGCUGCAAUAGCCGUUAUACUUGGGAUUGGAUGCGUGGCAAGUGCAGCGGUCAUCGUCCGGAUCCCAUUCCUGGAGUCGCUGAAAAGCGCCGAAAUCCUGCAUGCAACAAGCCAAGUCGCCAUCUGGUCGAACAUCGAAGCCAGCCUCGGUAUCACAGCAGGCAGCCUGGCACCACUACGACCGCUCUGCCGCAAUUUGUCUACGUCGUGCUCCGUGCUGAAACCGAAACUGGCGCUCGCUAGGAUCAAAAGCUUCCAGCUACCGAGGAAACGGCGCAAGGUCGAGGUGCAACCGGUGCCGGCGACGAAUGGGGUCGUUUCACAGGUAUCCGAUGUUGAGCGCGGUUUGAACGUCAACGACGCACAGCCCUGA
Molecule: messenger RNA, 981 nt
Organism: Aspergillus calidoustus
Lineage: Eukaryota; Fungi; Ascomycota; Eurotiomycetes; Eurotiales; Aspergillaceae
Source: the annotation of a GenBank genome assembly